Molecule: messenger RNA, 3314 nt
Organism: Mustela erminea (ermine)
Lineage: Eukaryota; Metazoa; Chordata; Mammalia; Carnivora; Mustelidae
Gene: THBS4
Product: thrombospondin 4
Exons: 22
Coding region: 257-3151 (964 amino acids)
Biological process (GO): cell adhesion
Cellular component (GO): extracellular region
Molecular function (GO): calcium ion binding
Source: RefSeq, a predicted model, not a curated record
GCCCCGGCCGGCCAGACCAUAAAGAGCCGGGCGGCCGCCGCUCAGCAGAGCCGCGAGCGCACUCAGCUCCGCGCGGCGUCCGGACGCGAGCAUCGCCCCCGACGGCAGCCCGGGACGCCGCGCCCCGCACACGCCUCGCGCUCCCUCCACCUGCGCCGCCCGCGGGGCCGGACGGAGAACGUACCCCGCAGGGGACAGCGAGGCGCGGCUGAGUUGCCUUCGCCCGCGACCGCCCGCGGCUGCAGGAAGAGCCAACAUGCUGGCCCCGCUCGCAGCCGCCUUCCUCCUGCUGCACCUGGCUCUGCCGCCGCGGCUGGGGGCCGGCGCCCAAGCCACCCCCCAGGUCUUUGACCUUCUCCCAUCCUCUAGCCAGAGGCUGAACCCAGCUGUUCUGCAGCCAAUCCUGACAGACCCCACCCUGAAUGAGGUCUACGUGAUCGCCACCUUCAAGCUGCACACGAAAAGCUCAGCCACCAUCUUUGGCCUUUACUCUUCAACAGACAACAGCAAAUACUUGGAAUUCACCGUGAUGGGACGCUUGAACAAAGCCAUCCUCCGUUAUCUGAAGAAUGACGGGAAGAUUCAUUUGGUGGUUUUCAACAACCUGCAGCUGGCGGAUGGUAGGCGGCACAGGGUCCUCCUGAGACUGAGCAACUUGCAGCAAGGGGCUGGCUCUGUAGAACUCUAUGUGGACUGCACCCAAGUGGAUUCUGUGCGCCAUCUCCCCAGAGCCUUUUCCAGCCCCUCCCAGAGUCCCGAGUCCAUUGAAUUGAGGACUUUCCAGAGGAAGGCACAGGACUUCUUGGAAGAGCUGAAGCUGGUGGUGAGAGGCUCGCUGUUCCAGGUGGCCAGCCUGCAGGACUGCUUCCUGCAGCAGAGUGAGCCGCUGGCCACGGCAAGCACAGGAGACUUUAAUCGGCAGUUCCUGGGGCAAAUGAUGCAGCUAAACCAGCUACUGGGAGAGGUGAAGGAUCUUCUGAGACAGCAGGUCAAGGAAACCUCAUUUUUGCGGAACACUAUUGCUGAGUGCCAGGCUUGCGGUCCACUCAGCUUUCAGUCUCCAACCCCAAACACACUGAUGCCCCCGGCGCCCCCCGCACCCCCGACACCCCCGAUACCACCCGUGCGUCGCUGUGACUCCAACUCGUGUUUCCGCGGCGUCCGCUGUAUGGACACCAGAGACGGCUUCCAGUGUGGGCCCUGCCCUGACGGCUACACAGGAAACGGGGUCACCUGUUCUGAUAUCGAUGAGUGCAAAUACCAUCCCUGCUACCCAGGCGUGCGCUGUGUGAACUUGGCUCCCGGCUUCCGGUGUGAGGCCUGCCCGGUGGGCUUCACCGGGCCUGUGGUACAGGGUGUCGGCAUCAGUUUCGCCAAGUCAAACAAGCAGGUCUGCACCGACGUUGAUGAGUGUCGAAAUGGAGCAUGUGUUCUCAAUUCUAUCUGUAUUAACACUUUGGGAUCUUACCGCUGUGGGCCCUGCAAACCAGGGUACACGGGUGAUCAGACAAGGGGGUGCAAAACCGAAAGGAACUGCCGAAAUCCUGAGCUGAAUCCUUGCAGCGUGAAUGCGCAGUGCAUCCAAGAGAGGCACGGCGAUGUGACCUGUGUGUGUGGCGUCGGCUGGGCUGGUGAUGGCUAUAUCUGCGGGAAGGACGUGGACAUCGACAGUUACCCUGACGAAGAACUGCCGUGCUCUGCCAGGAACUGCAAGAAGGACAACUGCAAGUAUGUGCCAAACUCUGGCCAGGAAGACGCAGAUAGAGAUGGCAUUGGGGACGCUUGUGACGAGGACGCUGAUGGAGAUGGGAUCCUCAACGAGCAGGAUAACUGUGUGCUGACUCACAACGUGGACCAAAGGAACAGUGACAAAGAUAUCUUUGGGGACGCCUGUGAUAACUGCCGGACUGUCCUGAAUAAUGACCAGAAAGACACUGAUGGGGAUGGAAAAGGAGAUGCCUGUGAUGAUGACAUGGAUGGAGACGGAAUAAAGAAUAUUCUGGACAACUGCCCAAGAGUUCCCAACCGUGACCAGCAGGACAGGGAUGCAGACGGUGUGGGUGAUGCCUGUGACAGCUGUCCUGAUGUCAGCAACCCUAACCAGUCUGAUGUGGAUAACGAUCUGGUUGGGGACUCCUGUGACACCAAUCAGGACAGUGAUGGAGAUGGGCACCAGGACAGCACAGACAACUGUCCCACGGUCAUCAACAGUGCCCAGCUGGACACUGAUAAGGAUGGCAUCGGGGACGAGUGUGAUGACGACGAUGACAAUGAUGGCAUCCCAGACCUGGUGCCCCCUGGACCGGACAACUGCCGGCUGGUCCCUAACCCAGCCCAGGAGGACAGCAACAGCGACGGCGUGGGAGACAUCUGCGAGACAGACUUUGACCAGGACCAGGUUAUCGAUCGGAUCGACGUCUGCCCGGAGAAUGCAGAGGUCACCCUGACUGACUUCAGAGCCUACCAGACUGUGGUCCUGGACCCCGAAGGGGAUGCCCAGAUCGAUCCCAACUGGGUGGUCCUGAACCAGGGCAUGGAGAUUGUGCAGACCAUGAACAGCGACCCCGGCCUGGCAGUGGGGUACACGGCAUUUAACGGAGUUGACUUUGAAGGGACCUUCCAUGUGAACACCCAGACAGACGACGACUAUGCCGGCUUCAUCUUCGGUUACCAAGACAGCUCCAGCUUCUAUGUGGUCAUGUGGAAGCAGACAGAGCAGACGUACUGGCAAGCUACGCCAUUCCGGGCUGUCGCCGAGCCUGGCAUCCAGCUUAAGGCUGUGAAGUCUAAGACGGGCCCCGGGGAGCAUCUCCGCAACUCCCUGUGGCACACGGGGGACACCAGUGACCAGGUCCGGCUGCUAUGGAAGGACUCAAGGAACGUGGGCUGGAAGGAUAAGGUCUCCUACCGCUGGUUCCUGCAGCACAGGCCCCAGGUGGGCUACAUCAGAGUGCGAUUUUAUGAAGGCUCCGAGUUGGUGGCUGACUCUGGGGUCACCAUAGACACCACCAUGCGUGGAGGCCGGCUUGGCGUGUUCUGCUUCUCCCAAGAAAACAUCAUUUGGUCCAACCUCAAGUAUCGCUGCAAUGACACCAUCCCAGAGGACUUCCAAGAGUUUCAAACCCAGAAUUUCGAUCGCCUGGAUAAUUAAACCAAGGAGGCAGUUCGUAAUUGCUUUUCCAAACACUAAAGCUCUAUAUUUUUUAACUUCCUACAACUUUUUUUUAUAUACACCGUGGCUUUCUUUUUACCAGUCCAGAUAUGUAAAACUUUUUAUAUGAAUGUGGCAAUAAAGAAGAGAUAAUUUCUAAAAA